Molecule: messenger RNA, 1098 nt
Organism: Oreochromis niloticus (Nile tilapia)
Lineage: Eukaryota; Metazoa; Chordata; Actinopteri; Cichliformes; Cichlidae
Exons: 3
Coding region: 445-1098 (217 amino acids)
Source: RefSeq, a predicted model, not a curated record
AACACAUGCACUGUGGCCGUGACCAUCAUCACAGAGGACCAGAGGCUCACGUGUUGGACCAAGUGCGGAGAUGGUUGAGUUAGCUUUACACAGUCCUUUUUAUUUUUGCACCAAGCACAAAGUAACAACUUGGCACGGGAACGUGGCAAAAUGUUUAGUGUGAACACGAAGUAAGGUAAAAUCACAAAAGACGGAAGUGACGGAUAAGGUAAGCGACUCAUGUUGUAACUGAUGUCAGACGCCGGAGAUUUUGGCAGAAAAUUAAAGCGAAUGGUAGUUUAGAAUUGAACAAAUUCCUUUAAGCUUCAGUAUUACCAAAUGCACUUAUCAAUUGUCUUAUAACUAACAACAUUUGUCUAAAUCAUCUUCAACACCCUGGAGAACAACAGGGAGAGUUUAGAGGCUCUCCAAGAUUACAUUGAUCAGUGCUUCCAGGAUCUCGUGAUGAAGGCCCAGAGUGCAUCUUCCCCGGCCAAACUUGAGACGCCGUCGUCGAAAAGAUGUCGCCCGGCAGAUUCCCCCGGCACAACAUCGCCAGCCGGCAAAGAUAUUGCCGACACACUGGAGUCAAUCGACAAGCGAUUGUCCAGUUUCGAUGCAAGGCUGUCCUUGGUGGAGAUUCUUCACCGGGAAUUUAAAUCCUUGCGAGAAUCCCUGGAGUUCAGCCAGCAGCAGGUGGAAACGCUCGCCGCUGAAAAUGCCACGCUAAGGGAGUCGGUGAAAUGUCUCACAGACAAUGUUACCCAGCUCAAUAGAGAAAAUAAAAAAAUAAAAGAGACAAUUAUUGAUCUACAAGCUCGUGGCAUGCGUGAUAAUCUUGUAUUUUCUAGUAUUCCAGAAGCCGCUGGAGAGGACGUGGAGACCACGGUAAAAAGCUUCAUCAAAACCCACCUGAAGCUGCCGGAGGACACGGUGAAGAACAUCGUCUUCGAUAGGGUGCAUCGCCCACGUCCUAUUGUGGCCAGAUUUGGCCACUUCAAACAAAAGGAACAGGUGAAAAGGCGCUGUGCUCCAGCCAUCCCCUCUACCUGUAUCAGUUUCCCAGGUAAGGAGGCCUGGGGCCUGGUUGGUCCUUGCUCCGGUUUCCAGGCCAGGUGA